AUGAACCUCUCGGAGCAGAUUUCAUUCCUCUUCAGCUGUAAUGUCAGGCCAAGUGAGAAGCCACAGCUCCAGAUAAGUGUCUCCAAAAGGGAGCCACUGACUGUCGCCGUCCCCAUGACCAUUUUCUACAGCAUCGUCUUCUUGUCUGGAAUCUUACUCAAUGGUGUGAGCAUGCUGACCCUCCUCAUGGAUGCUCAUAUGAGAGGCAGUGCCAUUCGUUUCUACCUUAUCAGCCUGGUCAUAUCAGACAUUUUGCAGCUGUUGACCCUCCCGAUAACACUGUAUCGGUACUAUUGGGAGAGCUACCCAUGGCGUCUGGGCCGAACAGUCUGCAAACUCUACUUCAUGGUGCGCCAAGUGUACUGUGCCACCACAAGCUGGGUUAUAAUGACCUUCACCAUGGAGCGCUAUGCAGCCAUUUGCCACACCAUGUGGUCUGUCUCCAGCCUGAAGAAGUUUCGUCUGCCAUGCCUUCUUUCUAUCUGGAUCAUAUCUCUGGUGUCGGCUGUACCCUUUGCUCUGGUCUAUGACCAGGCUCUUGCCUGCAUCCUGGACUACACCGCCGCUACACGAAAAGAAGCCUUUCACGUGUCCACCAUGUGUGAGAUGACAGAGCCUGAUCCUGCACACAUCUACAAAGGUGCUUUACUCCUGAGAGCAGGAAUCUUUUUUCUGGUCCCAUUGGUCUCCAUUUGUACUCUCUAUCUGCUCAUCCUGCUCUACCUUAAGUGGAAUGGACGUCAAAGAAGAAUAAUGGGUCUAACGCGGCCGGAUCCAGAAGGAAGACGAGACAUUCAGUGCCAUCAGAAUGGAAAGCUACUUUUAAAUGAAAAGAGAGCUCUAAAACUAAUGGGUGCAGUCUUGGUGUCCUUUUUUGUUUGCAACUUUCCAGACAUUGCCUCGUCGCUGAUGCAGGUCUACGUGGUUGUGUGGUCCGACACCGUCCUUUCUGUCUACACAAUCCUGAAAUGGUACUUGUCGCUUCCACUGUGGUAUAUGAACAGUGCUCUGGACCCGCUGCUGUUCUGUAUUUCCUCCCACACAUUUCGCAGGGCGUGCUGGAGAACUCUGGGAAGGCUCAGGCCUACCUUCGACUGGAAAUGUGGGAACGUGCCUCGGCCGUGGCAAAGAAGUGCUCAUGAAGAAGCAACCACAACAGCCAGUAAGAGGAUUCAUGGUGAAUGCUACAGAGAGAAUGUGGCCAAAAAGAGAAACACAAUCACUAACGAAGCCGAUCAGAAGAAUGGAAAUAGCAAUGAAAGCCCCUUUCAAAAUGAGCAACAGCGAUAA
Molecule: messenger RNA, 1290 nt
Organism: Cyclopterus lumpus (lumpfish)
Lineage: Eukaryota; Metazoa; Chordata; Actinopteri; Perciformes; Cyclopteridae
Product: pyrokinin-1 receptor-like
Exons: 6
Coding region: 1-1290 (429 amino acids)
Biological process (GO): G protein-coupled receptor signaling pathway
Cellular component (GO): plasma membrane
Molecular function (GO): G protein-coupled receptor activity
Source: RefSeq, a predicted model, not a curated record